UUGACAUGGGCUCUUUAUCAACUUCAGUUCAACUUGAAGGCGGAGGCAAGCUGCGUUUAGCAGGAUGUUUAGUUGGGGAGUGCUGUGGUAGCCUGCGUACAAAGAGUGCACGGAGUUAGGCACAAUACAUUCAGCCUGAUUGGCCGUAAUGAGUAUCGGGACCUUGAAAAUGACUGGAAAUGUAUUGAGAAUGGUUCUCACUCUUCUGCUCCUUGCUCCUAUCAGUCAAGGGAUCCAGGGUGUUGAGUUGUUCCAUUAUGAAAAGAUGGAAGCUGUAGUGGGCCAGAAUGUUUCCUUACUCUGCACUUUAAAAAGUGCUACUGAUAACAAGAUUGUCAGCAUUGAAUGGAGUAAGGAAACAAAUAAAACUACAAAGCUGGGUUUGUACAGCCAAUUUUAUGGAAUCCAUGUAUUCUGGCAAAAUAUUACCAUCCAGAUUGAGAAAAACGGUACAGAUGUACUGGGUUCCCAUCUAAUACUUUCUGAUGUGAAGAAAUCGGAUGAAGGCAUCUAUGUUUGUGACAUGGCCACCUUUCCUGAUGGAUCCAAAAAGGUUAAAACACAGCUAAUAAUCAAAGGGAUCCAGGGUGUUGAGUUGUUCCAUUAUGAAAAGAUGGAAGCUGUAGUGGGCCAGAAUGUUUCCUUACCCUGCACUUUAAAAAGUGCUACUGAUAACAAGAUUGUCAGCAUUGAAUGGAGUAAGGAAACAAAUAAAACUACAAAGCUGGGUUUGCACAGCCAAUUUUAUGGAUUCCAUCUAUUCUGGCAAAAUAUUACCAUCCAGAUUGAGAAGAACGGUAGAGAUGUACUGGGUUCCCAUCUAAUACUUUCUGAUGUGAAGAAAUCGGAUGAAGGCAUCUAUGUUUGUGACAUGGCCACCUUUCCUGAUGGAUCCAAAAAGGUUAAAACACAGCUAAUAAUCAAAGAUGACAUUAAAAUAACAUGUGAUGUGAAUGGCACUGUUGAAGUCCAAAAUGGAGAAAAUGUGAAAAUUCGCUGCACAUCAUUUCCAAACGCACAGUACAGAUGGACCAAGAAUGAUGAACUGUUGUCAGAGACUGAAUCUCUGGAGCUCUGGUGGGUGACUGAUGCUAAUGCAGGGAUUUAUACACUGACUGUCAACACAGGAAGCAAACGUGUGCGCAAAGAGUUUGUGGUCACAGUGCAACCACAAGUUUGAAGACAGGAUGGAUCUACCACCUCCUUUCAAUCUCCCUCCAGCUUUAGUCAAGUAUACAGCUGCAAGGUAGAGCAAGACUACAACAGAGCCUUUCCCCAUCUUUGACACAGAUUCAAAUAUGAAAUAUGUCAGUUCAUUAGCUGAAAAGUGAAGUAAUAGUAGAGUAGGGUUUAAAUCAUGUCUUCUCUACUAAUUAGAAACCAGUACAAACCAGAAGUUUUGCAAAUGUAGCUCUGUCUAAAGGUGUUUUCAGGAUUUUUUUUUUUUUUUUUGGUUGAGGUGGCAAUUGUUGAUUUAUUUUUGUGUAUACAGCUUUGCAGUUGUAGCUGUUGAUGAUUUCAAUUACUUUUAAUUUUAAUAUAUUUCUCAGUACCUUGAGCUAUAAACCAACAAUUAAAUAAAAUACAAGUACAUAAAACCUGAGUAAAUAAUCCUGUAUACGCUCUGAUCCAAUUUCCACAAUUGUUCUUUUUUUUAAUUAUUAUUAUAAUUUGUAUUUCUGAUUUACUAAGUUUUACAGACCAAUAAACCACAAAUGCUACAUUUCUGCAACAUAUAAAUUCUUCAUAUAGAAACAUUACGUGGACAAAAGUAUUGGGUUACAUCACUUAAUCUCUAAUUCAGGUGUUUUCAGUCCCAUUGCCACAGGUCAGUGGUGGAACUGAAAAAUUUUAUGUGGGGCAAGAUGUCUAGGCAGAGUGGCACAUACCUCUUUAGAGUAGUAUGUGAAAACCCCCCACAUGGAGUCAACAAAAUAUCCACAAAAACACUUUAAAAUUAUUUAUUAUAUAAUUAUCUCUUCUGAGAAAACAAAGGCUACAAGAGGCUUUUGGACAAACAAGCAAUUAGCUUUGCAACUAUUUUAGCCAUAGUAUUUUAGGUCUGAUGUUUGUGCCAUUUUUGUAAAUACGUGUAAGCAAUAAAUGAUCAAAAACCAGGAA
This is a messenger RNA of Haplochromis burtoni (Burton's mouthbrooder), 2121 nucleotides long. Its product is annotated as nectin-4. The transcript has 7 exons. Lineage: Eukaryota; Metazoa; Chordata; Actinopteri; Cichliformes; Cichlidae. The record is from RefSeq and is a predicted model, not a curated record. The coding region runs from base 149 to 1180 and encodes 343 amino acids. Gene Ontology annotation, biological process: cell-matrix adhesion; inflammatory response.